Molecule: messenger RNA, 964 nt
Organism: Cucumis sativus (cucumber)
Lineage: Eukaryota; Viridiplantae; Streptophyta; Magnoliopsida; Cucurbitales; Cucurbitaceae
Product: DNA-directed RNA polymerase V subunit 7
Exons: 2
Coding region: 172-699 (175 amino acids)
Biological process (GO): DNA-templated transcription initiation
Molecular function (GO): single-stranded DNA binding; single-stranded RNA binding
Source: RefSeq, a predicted model, not a curated record
CGUAAAAAUAAUCAAAGGCCCAAUUGAGAUGAGGCCCGUUACGUUGUUAAGGAAGGUUGCGACAUAGCGGGGAGGCCGUGAAACUCGGUGACUGGAAAGGGAAAGCUGCUGCUUCAUUUUCUUCUUCAUCCUCAGAUCUCUGAUAGGUUGAACGUUGAAGGAAGUAGGAAAAUGUUUCUCAAAGUGCAGUUACCAUGGAAUGUCAUAAUUCCUGCUGAAAACUUAGAUGCAAAGGGCUUGAUGCUCCAGAGGUCAAUUAUAAUCCGUCUACUAGAUGAAUUUGCCACCAAAAAGGCCACCAAGGAUCUCGGCUAUUUCCUUGCAGUUACAACUCUAGAAAAUAUAGGAGAAGGGAAAGUUCGUCAAACAGGUGAUGUCUUGUUUCCAGUUAUUUUUAGUGGUAUCACCUUCAAACUUUAUAGGGGAGAGAUCUUGGAAGGGGUUGUUCACAAGGUUCUCAAGCAUGGUGUUUUCUUGAGAUGUGGCCCCGUCGAGAACAUUUAUCUCUCUUACCUAAAAAUGCCAGACUACCGCUAUGUGCCGGGCGAGAAUCCCGUUUUCCUGAACGACAAGCUCUCAAAGAUUGAGAAAGAUGUGGUAGUUCGUUUUAUUGUGAUUGGAACAAAGUGGCUUGAGGCCGAAAGAGAGUUUCAAGCACUUGUAAGUUUGGAAGGUGAUUAUCUAGGGCCUGUUUCUUAGUGAUUUUUUUGGCACUGCAAGUAUGUACUCUGUAUAUAUAAACCCAAAUCAAGUUUUCUUCAGGAUGGAACAAUGUGUAGGUGACAUUAUCAAUUGAAGCUAAAUGCUUGUAGGAAGUUUCUUUGACGAUGAACAGUAGGCCUGUAAUGCAAUUAUGCUAUCCUGUUAUUUUCUUCAUCUUUGUUAGGCUUUAAGACUUGAUUUUCAUUAAAUCUUAUGUAUCAUGCAUACAGAUAUAUAAUAUCUUGGAUAUUUAAUUUCCAAA